Bombyx mandarina (wild silkworm) is the source of this 2738-nucleotide messenger RNA. RefSeq names its product tumor protein p63-regulated gene 1-like protein. The record is from RefSeq and is a predicted model, not a curated record. Gene Ontology annotation, cellular component: cytoplasm. NCBI's taxonomy places the organism in Eukaryota, Metazoa, Arthropoda, Insecta, Lepidoptera, Bombycidae.
AUCAGCGGUCGAUAAAUAAAGCGAAUUAUAGAAAACAAAAAUAGCCCGAAGUGCUUUAGUGUAUAUAUUUGGGUACAAUGAGCGAUAUUUUAGAAGAUGAUCUCGAGUUUCGGGGCGGUACGCUUCAACUUUCAACCGACAAUUCUGCGGUAGGUGUUGUUGAAAAUCAGCCCAGUGUCACGACAGAUUCUACAAGAAAACAGUCCCAGGGCAAUGUGCAUCCUUCUGUUCUCUCCGGUGCAGAUUCUUUGACAUCAUCUACUAAUUCUUUUGCAGAUGCUAGAACACAGGAACAGCAGAAUGCCUCAGGAUUAUCUCCAACAGAGUCUCAGACGGUAUACCCUCGGUAUGAUGUGCCAUUCAAUAAGGAGAAUAUAAAAGACUUCUUCACAUUCAGAAAAGGUGUUGUAGAAGCAGCCAUACAGGAAUGUAUUACCAUUUUGCUGUUUCCGGAGGAUGGAGAAUACCUAGGGUCCUGGCUUUUGACAGAAAUAACAUUAUGGGACAACGAAAAGGAGAGAAUCGUACUGCUUACUUCACGACUAGUUAUGACUAUCAAAUAUGACUUUAUUGCUAUGAAACAGUUGGAUUUUAAAAAGACUUAUCUUGAUGACUUAGAUACUAUUGUGAUCGGUGAACUGGUUUAUCCUCCAUCUUCAUUGGUACCCCGUAUAAAUGGGUUGGCGACAGGGGUUUCGACGGUCGUCAAAGAUUGUGUGAUUGAUCGCCUCUGCCGUCGGCCUAGCACUGAGGAAGUUCCAGAAGGCAUCAGGGAUAGUAGACUGUUCGAUACCAAGUAUUUUGAACCUAGGGAACGUAACCUGCGUGGAGUCCGUUUGAUGUGGAACAAAGGUGAGCCACUGCCUCUGAAGACUGUUUGGAAUCCGUUUAGUCAGGAUGUACCAUUUCUGACAUUUGCCUCACAUCCUAUUUAUUGGCAUAAAGAUGGUGGAGUAGAGGAGCGCGCCACGUACGACAUGGAAACUUUUGCCCAAAAGCUACAAAGAGCUAUUGAAAUAAUGCCUUCUUCUUCCUGUUGCAUACAUCACUCACCCAUUGUCAUACAAAGCUAUGUUGGACUAACAUCUAUGCUCCAUAAUAAAACCAGUAUGGGAUUCUUCAAGGUCAGGGGAAAGUUUAGUUUCUAAACCAUACAAAAGAUGGCCCUGGGUAAGAAUGUGAUAAUCGAUUCUAAUCGUUGAUUAAAAAAAGUUUGUCGAAUAUUAUGAUGUGAUUUUUGUGACAUUUAGUCGUAGCUUACGUCAGUGUUGUCAAAUUCUAUUGUAAUUGUUAUAUAAAUAAAGAUCAUAAAAAUUAAUAAAAAAAUUUAGAUAGAGUACAUACAUAUUACAUAAAGAAAAAUUUAGCUUUGUGCAAUACAGAUUUGCUUCACAAUACUUACAUGGUAAUUGUUAGUAUUUUAUAUUUUAAAAAUUUGGAGGAAAUUAUAAGAUUGUUAAAAAUGGUUAAGAAUGUUAGAGGUUCUAGAUAUUGAAGUGAUAUGAUAGUAUUAAAAGAUAACGUUGGUAAUUUACGAAUCAUCUGUAUUGAAUAUGAAAGAAUUAAGAAUCGUAUUUUUAGUGAUUAAUCAAUCUCUUUUUUUUUUGUCUAGGUACUAUCUGUAUCCAGUACUUUUAAAAAUUAAUCAAUCUAUGCAUUUUUUAGUAUUCGUAGUACUUAAGCAUUAUCAGUGAAAGCUUUCUUCUGCUAUUCUUAUUCCAUUCAGAAUGAUUUGAUAGAAUUAAAAUAGUUUUGCUAAGUACGCUGAUGGGUUUUUAUGUAAAUGUGUGUGUUAGUCCUCGCAUAGUAUCCUCUGAGUGCAUCGACUAGUUCAACAUAGCUAUGAUGUGACUAUUAGAUCCAAUAUGAUGUAGGAUAGCAAUGAUUUCAAUUUUUCAUAAUAUAUUUCUAAUGUAUAACAAAUAUUACCAAAAUGAUGAUAUUACUUUUGGUUCAAUAUGUGCAAUGACCAUAAUGCUUAAUGUCUUGAUUGUGUUGAUGGUGAAAAAUGAAAAUAGCAUGUAUUUUGUCAUGCACAUUUUCAUAUUAGUUUUUGUUUACCUAUAUGUAAUUUCGUGCUUCUUAUUUUCUAGGUAAACAAAGAUUGUAUGUUAUAAAAAAACACACACACAAACACCUUUUUGUAGAAAAAGAGAAUCAAAUGUAAAUAAAAAUUUAUGGUUUUUGAAGUACAGGUAUGAGCGAUAAGAGGCAUAUUGUGGAGCGCAACACACACUAGUCUUUAAAUGUUUUUAUUAAGAUCGCGUAGGCAUCUAUAAAUCAGACUGCUUCUCUUGGAGAGUCAAAAAUAUCAAACACACCACUUGUAAGCAAACAUAACUUUGAUGGCCAAUUUCCAAUUGCAUUGUUAUCAGUUUUUAUACCUCCUCAAUUUUUCUCUUGUAUCUGGAUGACUGAUGUGUUUCUUCAUCUGUAUAGUCACUCACCCAAAAGGGAACUCUGCUGAGAGGCAACUCAUGUGUUCUCAUUCUUGUUCUGUCUCUUUUGCCAAUCAGUAUCAUUUGCUCAAGGUUUUCGGAUAUUUAAGUGCAAUAUGACUGAAAUACUAUUGAGCUCAGUAUAGGAUGUAAAGGUACUGAGAGUUGUAAUAAAAUGCUCACAUUUGCAUUUUGAGGUGUUCCAAGCUAGGAUUUUCUUAGUAUCUUUUGAUUUCGAAUUUUCUAGAGAUGAAUGCCUAGAAAAUACUGUUUAGAUUGAGUUCAAAUUAUGGAAUAAAA